Molecule: messenger RNA, 2076 nt
Organism: Ostreococcus tauri
Lineage: Eukaryota; Viridiplantae; Chlorophyta; Mamiellophyceae; Mamiellales; Bathycoccaceae
Product: Leucine-rich repeat, ribonuclease inhibitor subtype
Exons: 1
Coding region: 1-2076 (691 amino acids)
Molecular function (GO): protein binding
Source: RefSeq, a predicted model, not a curated record
AUGACAUCCGUGGCCAUUCCCGACGUCGACGACGAUUUCACCGUGGACGUCCGCGACUUCAACGGCGUCGUCGUCGCUUUACGUCGACCGAAAUCCUUUCCGGAAGAAUCGAGUACUUUCGACAACGACGAGACCGGACGCGUGGAAUGGCGCGCCUCCCCGUCGCUGUGCGCGUUUCUAUCGAGCUCGAGCGGCGAUCGUGUUCGUGCGAUCGGUGUCGAGGUGCUGGAGGUCGGCGCUGGGUUGGGUGGGCCGGGAUUGGUGCUGUGGAGGAUGGGCUUGGCUCGGCGCGUGGUCACGACGGAUGGAAACGUCGGCGUCGCGGCUGAUUUGGAGUCAUCGAUCGCGAGAAAUCGAUCGAUGGUGGAUAGAGAAGUGUUGAACAGUUUAGGAGAAGUAACGUCUAAAGUUUUAACGUGGGGCGAUGGCGGCGCGAGCGUUCGAGAGGUGUUACGCGGCGAACGAUUUCCGCUCGUCUUGGCGAGCGACGUCGUGUACAGCGCUUUGAGCGCCAGAGGGGUCUUGGAGCUCGUCGAAUCGACGUUAAGCGUCGAGGGUGAGAGCGCGUUCGUUUUGGCGUACGUCUCCAGAUGGCCGCACGUCGAUCGGGCACUGUGGGAAGCCAUCAUCGAUCUUCGAUGGACGGUGCGGGCGCAGAACCCGGCCACGUUCGACGACGUGGCUCGAGCUGAGGCUCUGGAGGAUCGUCCGUGCGUGUUCGUCUUGACGAGGCGCGCGAAAGACGGUGGGAAGAGGAACGACGAUGAUGCGAUCACGUUUGAAUCGAGCACGACUAGGCGCGAGUGGAUGGAUGAGGACUCGGAGACGCUCAAGGUGACGCCGUGCGAUGCGUUGACGGAGAGUUUCGUGAGCGAUCUAGCGAAGACGCUUCGUGAGCGAGGUGAAGACAUCAAAACCCUGGAAAUAAAUUUUAAAGGACCGUUCAAGAUGUGCAAGAGAACUUUGGACGCCUUGAUUGACGCAUUUGGGUCGAAAAUCAAUCUCGAGAGAGUGCGCCUGCGUGAGUGUUGGCUCGACGUCGGGUGUUGGCGCCGGUUCGGCCGGUUUCUGAGCGCUCUCACAACGUUGAGAGAGCUCGAAAUCAUGGGCGAAGAGAUCGACGGCGAUGUUUUGAAUGCCAUCGCCGGGGACGAAACGACAUGGAUCAAACGCUUGAGGCGAAUAAAGUUUAGUCGAUGCGAGAAGUUUGACGCCGUAGCCGCAAGCGUCUUGCGAUCGACGUGGUUUCCAACAGUUGAGUCUUCGCGAAACGUCGAGAUCUUGGAUAUAUCGCACUGUGAUAUUGCUGACGAAGGGUUGAAAUCGCUGUGUGCGAUCCUCGUGGGAAUGCGCGAGAUUCACCUGACGCACGCCGGGAUUUCCGCGCUCGGCGUGGCGGAGCUCGCAAGAACGUUUUGCAAUCACAGAGAGCUUCAAGAGCUUGAUCUGAGCGGAAAUGACUUCGGUGAGUCCGGAGCGGCGGAAUUGGGCGAUUAUUUGAGCCAUCUCGCGCCCUCGCUCAAGGUACUAGACGUACGUGGAUGCAACAUCGGCGAUCGAGGCCUCGCUUGGUUGCGCCUGGACGCGCUCGAAGUGCUUGAGACGCUCCGUCUUGGAUCGAACGGCGUCUCUGACGACGCCAUGUCUCCCCUCGCUUGCAUCCUGAGGGACUCCAACCUCGCGAACACGCUCAAAUCUCUCGAUCUCGCCAUGAACAUCAUCACCUGGCGCGGCGCUUUCGACCUCACCGACGCUUGGACCGAGCCGUCGACGUUCGCGACGGAAAACCCAACCGCAAGCCGCUUCGCGCUCAACACCCUCUCCGUGCGCGGAAACCACUUGGGCGACGACGGCGUGGAUGCCAUCAUCGACGCAAUUCACUCACUCCAAGCUCUCAUCGAGCUCGACCUCACCGAUUGCGCCGUCUCAUCCGCCGCCGUCGCCGCCCUCUUCGCCGCCCUCGUCAACCGCCGACGAAUCGCCGUGCGUCUCCGUUCCAACCCGCGCGUCGACCGCUCGUCCCUCCCUCCCCCCCCCACCCCCCCCAACGUCGGUCCAAUCUUUCUCUUUGACUGA